UAUGACCUUGACCAUUGGCAUGCUUGGUUACAUGGCUCCAGAGGUUGUUCAAUCUAAAUAAUACUAAAAUACAGCUGAUAUCUUUAGUUUGGGAUGUUUGUUUUACUUGAUGAUUUAUGGAGAAUUACCUUUCUCAGAUUAGAAUCAUUAAAUCUACUUGUAUGAAACCAAAAAUAAAAGUACAUUAAACUUUAUAAAGAGAAAUCAUUCAUCAUGGCAACACAACCUCAUAAAAAACUUAGUUCAUCAUAAACUCAAUGUUAGAAUAUGAUCAAGACAAAAGAAUUGGAUGGGCAGAGUUAUAUAAACUAUUUGAUCAAAUGUGAAUAUCACC
Molecule: messenger RNA, 334 nt
Organism: Paramecium octaurelia
Lineage: Eukaryota; Ciliophora; Oligohymenophorea; Peniculida; Parameciidae
Source: the annotation of a GenBank genome assembly